ACACAACAACAAGCUUCUCAGACGGUGCCUGAUGUAUCUGUGUGGGGAAGGUGAGGGGCCAACUAGUUUCGACUGGAGGUCCCAACACCGCCCGGUGCCUCUGCGCGCUCUGCUGACGCAACCACGUCGAUGUGGCUCAAUGCGAUGGCGGACCUCAAUGUCCCCAGACCUGCCCAGGGAGGGACGCAGCAAAGUCACUGAGCCACUCUCACCGGCUUCGUUGAACUGACCACCUGUUAAAGAGAGGCCGCUGGAAUUGCCGUCCCUCCCGUGAAAUAGCAUGUGGGACGGGAUCUGCUCGGAGUGCACUGACCCGGACGAGACAGAAGUGGAGUGAGGAGUAGCGGAGUGCGCCGGGCUGACGCAGCGCACGUUGAGCCAGCAAGUUGACUGAAAGCACCAAAAGUCGCGUCGACGGGGAAGGGGACAGCCGCUCUUGGAUUUAACGGAGGUUUGAGGGGACAGUUGUUCCGGCAAAAUGAAAUUCGCGGAGCAUCUCUCGUCCCACAUCACUCCAGAGUGGAGGAAACAGUAUCUCCAGUAUGAGGCUUUCAAGGACAUGCUGUAUGCUUCCCAGGACCAAGCCCCAUCCAUAGAAGUCACAGAUGAAGACGCAGUGAAGAGAUACUACGCCAAGUUUGAGGAGAGGUUUUUCCAGACCUGCGAGAAGGAGCUCCUGAAAAUCAACACAUUCUAUUCAGAAAAGCUUGCUGAAGCACAGAGGCGCUCUGCCACUCUGCAGAAUGAGCUGCAGUCUUCACUGGACGCUCAGCGCGAGAGCAACGCCCCGCCCGGCCUGCGGAGACGCAAGACAAUGUUCCACCUGUCGCAGGAGGAACGCUGCAAACACCACAACAUCAAGGACCUGAAGCUAGCCUUCAGCGAGUUCUACCUCAGCCUCAUCCUGCUCCAGAACUACCAGAACCUGAACUUCACUGGUUUCCGUAAAAUCCUGAAGAAACAUGACAAGAUCCUGGAUACUCCUCGCGGGGCCGACUGGCGUGUUGCUCAAGUGGAGGUGGCACCAUUCUACACCUGCAAGAAGAUCACACAGCUUAUCUCCGAGACAGAGACCAUCGUCACCACAGAGCUGGAGGGAGGAGAUCGUCAGAAGGCCAUGAAGAGGUUGAGAGUUCCUCCACUGGGGGCAGCUCAGCCUGCUUUGGCUUGGACUACCUUCCGUGUGGGACUCUACUGCGGCUUCUUUAUCAUUCUCGCCAUCGCCUUCGUUCUCACCGGUGCUGUGUUUAUCCGCUUGGAGAAUGUGUGGCCACUGGUGCGGAUCUAUCGAGGCGGUUUCCUGUUGAUCCAGUUCCUUUUCCUGUUGGGCAUCAACACUUACGGAUGGAGGCAGGCCGGAGUCAACCAUGUGCUCAUCUUCGAGAUCAACCCCCGAAACAACCUCUCACACCAACACCUGUUUGAGAUUGCUGGUUUCCUGGGUGUGUUGUGGUGUCUCAGCAUCCUCUCCUGCCUCUACUCAGAGUACACCUACAUCCCCAUGCAGAUCAACCCGCUUAUCCUUUAUGGCUUCAUGGUGCUCUUCCUCCUCAACCCCUUUAAGACCUGCUACUACAAAUCACGAUUCUGGCUCCUCAAGCUGCUGUUUCGCGUGGUCACAGCACCGUUUCACCGGGUGGAGUUCGCAGACUUCUGGCUGGCUGAUCAACUCAACUCUCUGGUGAUUGUUCUGAUGGACCUGGAGUAUCUCAUCUGCUACUACAUCUUUGAGCUGCAGUGGAGCAACAGCAAGGGCCUGCUGCCCAAGUUUAAAGACCCUGACGACCACAUAUGCCACAGCUACUCCUACGGUCUGCGUGCCAUCAUCCAGUGUUUGCCCGCCUGGUUCCGCUUCGUUCAAUGUCUGAGGCGAUACCGUGACACCAAGAGGGCCUUCCCUCACCUGGUGAAUGCUGGGAAAUAUUCGACCACCUUCUUUGUCGUCACCUUUGCCGCGCUCUAUGCCACACACAGAGAGCAAGGACACACGGACGCCGACAUGUUCUUCUACCUGCUGAUCGUGUUCUCCACUAUCAGCUCCUUGUACACUCUGAUCUGGGAUCUGCACAUGGACUGGGGUCUCUUUGACCGCGGAGCCGGAGAAAACACCUUCCUCAGAGAAGAAAUAGUUUACCCACACAAGGCCUACUACUACUGUGCCAUCAUAGAAGACGUGAUCCUGCGUUUUGCCUGGACGAUCCAGAUCUCUCUGUCCACAACGACCAAGAUCCACUCUGUGGGCGACAUCGUUGCCACCGUGCUGGCUCCCCUCGAGGUCUUCAGGCGUUUUGUGUGGAACUUCUUCCGUCUGGAGAACGAGCACCUGAACAACUGUGGUGAGUUUCGUGCUGUGAGGGAUAUCUCCGUGGCGCCACUCAACGCUGAUGACCAGACGCUGCUUGAGCAGAUGAUGGACCAGGACGAAGGCGUCCGGAACCGUUCAGGCAAGAAGCCCUGGAAGAGGUCCUACAGCCUGUCUCUCCGGCGCCCCCUGCUGUCCUCCUCACAAUCGAAAAAAGACACCAAGGUGCUGAUUGAAGACACGGAUGAUGAGGCCUUCAGCUGAGUUCACAGCGUCACACACACACACACACACACACACACACACACACACACACAAACAUACUAUACUUAUAAGGACCUCAUUCACUAACACCCAACCCUUCUCCCUUAUAGUGAAAACAGAGUAGUGACCCUCAGUCUAAACCUUUAAAGCGGUGAGGACCUCACUUUGGACAAUUUACCUCAUAUUUACAUCCCUGUGAUUAUAUUUGGUCUUUAUAAGUAUAGACAACACACUCAAUACACACGUUAAUGCAGAAACACACAAGAUAAACCUGCUGAUGAAGCACAAACAUAGUUUAAUAGCUAUAGUUGAGGAGAGAGCUUAUGACAGUCAGACAGACAGACAGACAGACAGACAGACAGACAGACGUCAAGGGAACUCUUCUGCACAUAAGUGGAAGCACAGACCACACUGCCCUGGGAUCAUCCUCCUCUUCUUUAAAAGAACUUUUACUUUGAGAUAUUUGUGUUAUCUUCAGAUUUUGUCUUUACUUGUUCUGGAUUUAUUUCAGAGAAGCUGCAUUGAUGACUGUUUACAAUCCUUUUUAACUACACUAGGGUCAACAGGGAGAAGACAAGCCAAUCAAAAGACUCAACACACAUCACAGCAUAUCAAAACAAUUCAACUGGUUUCAACUCGUUGAUUCUUUUUAUACUCCGCCUUUUUUUGGGUUGAGUUGUAAUACCUUUAGUAUAAAAUCCCAACCUGGAGUCAUUUGCAGGAAAAGUGCAUUUUACACACAAAACAAUGAAAAAAACUACUUUUACACCAAAAGGGAUGUUUUGAUUCAAACAUUUCUAGUUUGUGAAGUUGCUUUGUAAUAUAUUUAAUAUAUUUUGAUGUGCAUUAUUACUCUGUUGUAGUUGUUAAGUACUACUACAUGUGUUGUUUAUACUAGUGAGUCCAGCUGAGCAUCUACACUAUGAUUGUUUAUGUAUUUUAUACGGUUUGGAAUGUUUCUCUUGGUUAGACUUGUGCCAUGUUUUAAAUAAGCUCAUAUUUAGAUCUCAAUUUAUCCCCGCCCCAAAAUUUGAUGCAACACUGACUUGUGAAUCAUCGAGUCAUGUCAUCAUAAAGUGCCCUAUAGGAUACGA
This is a messenger RNA of Cyclopterus lumpus (lumpfish), 3660 nucleotides long. It is a transcript of the gene xpr1a, whose product is annotated as xenotropic and polytropic retrovirus receptor 1a. The record is from RefSeq and is a predicted model, not a curated record. The transcript is spliced from 15 exons. NCBI's taxonomy places the organism in Eukaryota, Metazoa, Chordata, Actinopteri, Perciformes, Cyclopteridae. Gene Ontology annotation, cellular component: Golgi apparatus; cytoplasm; plasma membrane. Bases 479 to 2566 code for a protein of 695 amino acids. Gene Ontology annotation, molecular function: inositol hexakisphosphate binding. Gene Ontology annotation, biological process: phosphate ion transport; cellular response to phosphate starvation.